GAGCGUGGGGCGCGGGGCCGCGGUGAGGCACGGGCGGCCGCCUCGGCCUGGAGCGCGUCCAGAAGGAGUGCGGUGGAAGAAUGGUGGUCAAGGUGGUGGAGCGUCCCGAACACGGGCGCCGGCUCCUGGGAGGGACUCUUCGGAAUCCGGACACCUUAGGGCUCCUGCUUGAAUUUUCUGCGCGGCCGCAGGCCAAUCCCCUUUCUGAGGCUCAAUUUCAGCGGCUGUAAAGCGGGAGGAUGGUUCUCGCCAGGCCAGGCCUCCUUUUUCAGGAUCGUUUGAGGGGCUCAUCUGAGAAAAUGGAGUCCAGGCCACUUUGUGAACCUCAAAGUCAUGUAAAAACGGUGUUGCUGUUGAAAACGGAGUGUGGAGCCGCCGGGAGUGGAGAGCCCAGGGGUAUUGAGGGCCUGAGGGAGCACAGGUGAACCCCGCUGUGGUCUCUGCGCGUAUGAGCGGAGUCAUCCAGAGAGCCGGCCCGACCAGGCCCCGGCCCUCCUAGGUUUGGGGGUGCGGUGAAUGGACAGUUAGAGGUGGUUUCCGAGAGUGCUAGCCCCGCGGAGGAAGUGAAAUGAGACCGGCUGGAGCGUUAAGGAGGGUCUGGGGAGACCUGGAUGGUCGGGGAAGGCCCUGUGAGGAGGUGAUGUUUGAAUGGAGGAACCGAAAGAAGGGACAGCGUUCCCGAGAGAGACGGACUAGUGCAGAGCCCCGGGAGGAAAAGCGUCUGGUGUGAGCGAGGCUGGAGAACCCUCUCACUGUCCUUGCCGUUAACUCCUCUACCCCCGGGCUGAAGUCUGUGAACUACGGCAAAGGCAGAGGAGAGUAACUCUCCAACUUAAUAGUCAGUUCGAGUCAAGGAAAAUAAUAGCCAUCAGGUACCACGUAUACAGACUUCUCGGCCGGAAUCUCCAGGGAUGACCAGCCCCUCCCCGCGCAUCCAGAUAAUCUCCACUGACUCUGCAGUAGCCUCACCUCAGCGCAUUCAGAUCGUGACAGACCAGCAGACAGGACAGAAGAUCCAGAUAGUCACCGCAGUGGACGCCUCCGGGUCCCCCAAGCAGCAGCUCAUCCUGACCAGCCCAGAUGGAGCGGGAACUGGGAAGGUGAUCCUGGCUUCCCCCGAGACCUCCAGCGCCAAGCAGCUCAUAUUCACCACCUCCGACAACCUUGUCCCCGGCAGGAUCCAAAUUGUCACUGACUCUGCUUCUGUGGAGCGUCUGCUGGGGAAGGCCGAGGUCCAGCGGCCCCAGGUGGUCGAGUACUGUGUGGUGUGUGGCGACAAAGCGUCGGGCCGUCACUAUGGGGCUGUCAGCUGUGAAGGCUGCAAAGGUUUCUUCAAAAGGAGCGUAAGGAAAAAUCUGACCUAUAGCUGCCGGAGCAACCAAGACUGCAUCAUCAACAAACACCACCGGAACCGCUGUCAGUUCUGCCGGCUGAAGAAAUGCCUGGAGAUGGGCAUGAAGAUGGAAUCUGUGCAGAGUGAACGGAAGCCCUUCGACGUGCAGCGGGAGAAGCCGAGCAACUGCGCUGCGUCGACUGAGAAGAUCUACAUCCGGAAGGACCUGCGAAGCCCUCUGAUAGCCACGCCCACGUUCGUGGCGGACAAGGACGGAGCAAGACAAACAGGUCUUCUUGAUCCAGGGAUGCUUGUGAACAUCCAGCAGCCUUUGAUACGUGAGGAUGGUACGGUUCUCCUGGCCACGGAUUCCAAGGCUGAAACAAGCCAGGGGGCCCUGGGCACACUGGCAAAUGUGGUGACUUCCCUUGCCAACCUAAGUGAGUCCCUGAACAAUGGUGACACUUCGGAAAUGCAGCCGGAGGACCAGUCUGCGAGUGAGAUCACUCGGGCGUUUGACACCUUAGCUAAAGCUCUUAAUACCACGGACGGCUCCUCGCCCCCGAGCCUGGCGGACGGGCUGGACGGCGGCGGAGGGGGCAGCAUCCACGUCAUCAGCAGAGACCAGUCCACGCCCAUCAUCGAGGUCGAAGGCCCCCUCCUCUCAGACACUCACGUCACGUUUAAGAGCUGCCGUCCCUCGGUCCCCCGUGCCGUGUGCUCUCUCCCCCAGCUCACCAUGCCCAGCCCGAUGCCGGAGUACCUCAACGUGCACUACAUCUGCGAGUCCGCGUCCCGCCUGCUCUUCCUCUCCAUGCACUGGGCCCGGUCCAUCCCGGCCUUCCAAGCCCUCGGGCAGGACUGCAACACCAGCCUGGUGCGGGCCUGCUGGAACGAGCUCUUCACCCUGGGCCUGGCCCAGUGUGCCCAAGUCAUGAGCCUCUCCACCAUCCUGGCCGCCAUCGUCAACCACCUGCAGAACAGCAUCCAGGAAGAUAAACUUUCUGGCGAUCGGAUAAAGCAAGUCAUGGAGCACAUCUGGAAGCUUCAGGAGUUCUGUAACAGCAUGGCAAGGCUGGACGUGGACGGCUACGAGUACGCGUACCUUAAAGCCAUAGUUCUCUUCAGCCCCGAUCAUCCAGGUUUGACCAGCACAAGCCAGAUUGAAAAAUUCCAGGAAAAGGCCCAGAUGGAGCUGCAGGACUAUGUACAGAAAACCUACUCGGAAGACACCUACCGGUUGGCCCGGAUUCUCGUCCGCCUGCCGGCGCUCAGGCUCAUGAGCUCCAGCAUCACGGAGGAGCUGUUUUUCACCGGCCUCAUCGGCAACGUCUCCAUAGACAGCAUAAUCCCCUACAUCCUCAAGAUGGAGACCGCGGAGUACAACGGCCAGAUCACCGGAGCCAGCCUGUAGCUCGCACGCCCCCACUGCCGGGCUGGGCCCAGUGCCGCUCGGACAGACAGACAGGUGGCGCCUGGUACGUGCACGGGUCUCCAGUACAUUAGCUGCUUCCUGUUAACCCCAGACAGUAGCAACUGAAAGACUAGUAGGAUCUUUUCCUGCCAUAAGAAAUGUUUUAAUGCCUUUUGAUGAAGCAGCAGAUUUUGGAACAAUCUUUUAACUCAAUUUGUAUUUAGAAAUUCUCAAAGGGCAAAAAAAGAAAAGCAAAGUUUUAUAACGUCAGAGACUAGUAUUAAAAAAAAAAACUAAAAACUAAAAGAACCUAAGAGAACAGUAUGUGUGUAUAUAUUAAAAAUGUCCUUGGAAUUAAUAGCUACUAAUUACCAGGGUAAUAAUAUUAGCACUUUCUAAGCACUUCUUAUCAAUGUGUGAUGUUCGCAACAUCUUGCCUUUGUGCAGGGCAAAUGGAAAACUGUGUCUUUUGCCGAAAUGCUAAUGAUUUCUGUGAAAAUGCAAUAGGGUACAGGAGACAAUCAUUUGUGUUUAAGGAAGGCAGGCAUCAUUCCUAACUGUACGCGCACAUCGCUGGUGUCGAGCUCGGCUCCGAGGAGUGGGUGAGAUGUGGCUUAUCUGUCCGUGCAGUCAGUGGGGUUGUGGCAGCACGGCCGUGGUGACGCAGACUCGAAGCUUCCUCAGCCAGAGCUCAUGCUUGUCGGGGGCCCUGGCCCUGCCUGCUCUGACGGGCCGCGCAGGCUUCUCCAAACCCGGGCUCUCUUCUGGUGACUGGUUCUCAGAAUUGGAUUAGACGAGUCAGACUUUAACUGCCAAUUCCUGCAGCGACCGAAAACGUCCCCAGCACACCUCCGCCACCCACAGCCGAUGAAGUGUUCUGACCAAAAGGUGCAAGGUGGGCAUUUUGAACCCUUAACAGGACUUCCUGACUGCAGUGUGGGGGGCUGCACGUGGUCAGGUGGAGGAGUGGGAGGGCUCCCUUCUCAACAGUUUCCACCCCGGAUGCCCCCUGAGAAGGGCCUGUGUUCCUGCAGUUCGGGCAGAGGUGGGUGUUGGCACCCAGUGGGACGGUUUUCAGUGUCUCCAGACUCAGCACCUCUGUCAGCAGGUCUCUUGGUGGUCCUGGCACCUCUCGCACUUGAGUUCCACAGAGUUGUGCCCGCAGACACCCCUGGAGUGUCCUGGAUGGCGGGUGCAGAAGCAGGCCGCCUGCUCCUCAAAACCACCCCUAAUUCCCAGUUACCUUCUCCUUGUGAGUUACAGCGGCCGUCGCUUACAACACAGAAUGUGGUUUGGGGGCAGUUGUGUCAGAGGAAAGCACCUGUAAACUCCCACAGAUGUGAAUAAGCAAUGGGGCUGGGUCGGCACGUGGUACUUCCUUUCUGUGUAGCCCAGGUUAAGAAAAUACAGUGUGAGGCCAAAGCGGCAUCUCUCCAAGCUUUCAUCAGAGGAUGUCCUGAGCACUCGUGCCUCCAGGCGUCCUGGUCCGUCUGGACGCGCAGCCCGACUGUGUAAAGUGGAGGGGAGCGAGGCAGGUGCCCGCGGCUGUGCGUGGGUGCUGGGCUGCUCACAGCAGAGCGGGCCACUUUCCUCUGAAGUUGUCGGCACCAAAAUUUGGAUUUGAUUAUAUUAUUUGUAGUUCAUGCUUUGGGAGCAAAUUUGAGAAAUGGUAGGGGUGCCCAUUAUAAAAUGAUGGAAAGGAUUUAAUUUUGCCAGCUUAAAUUCUUGGUUUUCUAACUUUGAAGUGAUUUAAAUUUCAAAAUUAAGAUAAAACUGGCCAAGAGGAUGGCCAAGGUAGGUGUGUGUCAUUUCUGCUUGUGAAGGAUUUUCGCAGAGGGCAUUUUGAAGCACGUGUGUGUGUCUUACACAGCAAGUUGCCUAUUUUUCUGUUCUGCUUUUUGAAUGUAAGCAUGUCUGUGGGUGACGUAGCAGCUCCCUGGGAACACGUGUCACGUCUGAGCUCUUGGUGGUGCAGAGGUUGGUGCUGGCUGGCUCCCCUCCUUCCAGGGGCAGGCCUGUGUCUCUGAGGCUUAAACCUAGACUGAGGUCCUGACCACGGCACUGUGGAGGCGUGUCGGGAUGGGGAGGCGUGAGCACUCGGGCAAGGAGUGACAUGCUUCAGGAGGGCCGCUGGUUCUACCCGGCCCUGCCCCCGAGUCCCUUCACUGGUGACAGCUGAUUCCAGUGGACCGCUGUGGGCUUUGUACACACACGUUUCCCGGAGCCUCUUGGCCAGACCUGGAAGUGGGCUUUUCCUUGCGAAUCGGCUCCAGGUUCCCUGAAUUCUCGCUGUCCCCAUCAUCUUAGGCCUUUGCCAGCGGGUCCAUUCCCUCUCUUGGCAAACUGGUUAAGAGAAGCCCAAAGGCAAUUACUUAAGGAGAUUGCAAGCAAAUAUUUGGGCUCAACUUUCACAAGGGUUUUAACCUCUUGAAAGUUUGUUAAACUCUGGUUUAGUGAUGUGAGACCAGCCCUCUGCCGCCUGAAUCUGAGCGGAAUAAGCCAGGAGCGGGUCCUUUGCCACGGAGCGAGGUCCCAGGCCACCUUCCCCAUCCCCCCUUAGCAGGGGGGUGGGACGGACACACUGUCACUGCUCAGUGACGUGCGCUCUCUUCCAGAGCUGUUUCAGGUGACGCUGGACAGUUAGGUGUUGGAAUUUGUGGAGUUCAUUACAUCUAAUCUCAAAACAGAACAGGGAGAGAUUUAGAAAAAGACCAAAUUACUCAAGCAUUUUCCAAGUUAUUUCUGGGAAGUAUUUUUACAGAAAUGUGUUACCACCCUUGAUUUGAGAUGUCUGUAUGGGGUGGGGGGGUACAUUAUUUAUUGUCUAGCCUUUGCCAUGAGGCUGUGGUUGGGGUUCCUUUGUCGUUUGGGUUUUGUAUUUAAUUUCAGGUGUAGUCACUUGUAAGAUGUUGUGUAACUGCCCUCAAGAGGGAUUGUUUUCUAGCCUGUCAGUGUCAGUAUUAAACGUGCACUCUGUCCCGAGGCGGUGGCGAUGGAUGCGGCGCCGGGAUGUGGGAAGCCACGCACUGGAAGGGCUUGUGCUGUAGCGGUGCCGUGACUCGGGGAAGAGGGGCACGUCUGCCCCACCAGCAGCCCUUGGCUGGGGAUCCAGGUGCCAGGGCCUGAUGAGAUUAGACCCUGGCAGCGCCCUGCCCACCUUCCAGUGGAAGUGGCCCAAGUGUGGUGGGGUCGUCGGGGACAUCGCAGCUCCUGAGUCCAGGUCAUGGAAAGCGGCAUCUUCCGAUGCUCACCUUUAUUUCGGAGGGUGGUGCCCUUCAGAGCCUGGGAAGGUCCAAGAAGGCAGGGAAGAGGCCCACGUGCUCCCCUCGUCCCACCCGUUCUCUCUAGGGCAUGCGGCGCUUUGAAAAUGUCUUAACUCUGAUGUAAAUUUGCAGAGCCAGCCCCCCACUGCGGCAGGGGGUGGGCGUCUGUUCAUGGGUCCUGGGCCUCUUACGUGUGCCUCCCUCCGGCGUGCACGCGUGUCCUGCCCUGGGUCCCCGCGGCAGCGCCGUGUGUGUACAGAUUUAUAGGCUUGUGUGACUGGAUGAAUGUACAUGUGUUUAUACCUUCUCCGUGUACAGUGUACAUAGCGUGUGUGUACAUAGGUGUACAUUAUGUAUACAGACGUGUAGCCACGUACCCAGAUUCUGCUGUUUUACAGAGAACCCGUGACAAGAGUUGCCACAGUAAGUUGCUGUGGGUGUCCCAAGGUCGCAGGACAGGUCUGCUGAGAUAUCCUUAACUCCAUUUUCCUUUGGGUGAGCCUGGCUGGGAAAGGCCAGAGGUCAGAAUCGCUACACCGAGAGUUCCAGACAGAAAGGCCCUGGCAGGACCACACUCGCUUCUCCAGGCUCAGACAAGGGCCAGGAAGCUAGAAGGCAGUCUAUCCUCAUGUCCAAAACCAGGUGGGGACUUUGAACCUAGUCAUUACACACCGACCUGUGGCCUGAGCAAAGGAACUCGGCUGUGAGAGCCGACGCCAUCCCGCCUGCGUCUGGGCCCGAGUCCCAGUGCGGUAGCAAAAGCCCACCUGCCCUGGGCUCGGUCAGCAAAUGUGGGCACCGCCCUGUGACCAUCUCCCUAACACAGUCGAAAAACAAGUAUUCUUUAAAAAUAAGCAUGAAUGGUGAUUGCUAACUUUUAUAACAUAAAAUUAUAAAUUACAAAUCAUAAAUUACUUCUCUAAAUGUAGCACGUAAAUGAAGUCCACUGACCUUGUUUCUGUAAAUUAUGAUUUAAAAAUCUUUAAAUUUCAGAUAAAAAUAGGAUUUUAGUAUGGAUGUAUGCCCUUAAAGCCACAGAUGCAAAUGUUCCUCAUCCCACUCUAUCCUGACGAGUCUCCCCCAUUAAUCGGGCUGUAAACUGAGACCCGGCCCAGCCGGAGAGGCUCACAGACCUGGCAGGCGGGGGCCUGGUGGGGGCGCCACCUGGUAAGUGCAGAAACUCAUCGUCCACAGGUUGCUUUUUAAAAAAAAAAAAAAAAAAGACAUGUUUGAAAACCCUUCAUUGAGACCACAGUACUCAGUGCCUUUUGUGAGACGGCGCAUCCUCAGCCUUCAGCUUCCCGCAGCGUCGGGCCUCUCCGCGUCUUGGCCCGGCGUGACAAUCACACUGUGGGAGGUGGCUUUCCAGUUAAAGUACAAGCGGGAGGAAGCCUGACAGCCUCCAAACGGAUCUUUAGAAGUUUCCCUUUGGGGCUACUUUUCUUAACUGUAAUCUAAGAAUAAUUAAACUGAGUUUAAAAAAGGCGUCCUGGGGGUGGGGUGAGGGAGGUCUGAGGCGUCUUCAAUGCCCAGCUGUACUUGCAGUUAAGGAACCAGCAAUGCUUUUGAAAUGCUGGGGGAAAGGCUCAGCAGCAUUUAUCGGCUGACAGACUGUGCUGAAGCUCAGUACCUAGGAUGACGCCUGGAAACAGCAGACUCCACAUUAAAAAUUGCUUUUCCUUAGGAAAGUGUGAUCGGUUAUCAUUCUAACACCCGGGCGCUCAUGGACUCCAGUGCUGGACUAUUUUUCUAGUCUCUCCGUUCUCCCAGUUACCUUGUAAACCAGUGUUCAGCUAGUUUUAUAACUGAAAGAUGUACAUUUUUCAUAGUACAAACCAUAGUUUUUACCUGUAGUUUGGACCUCUCUGUUAAAAUGUAGCUGCAUUACCAGGCCUUUUGAAAGAAGUCUGUUAAAGGAAAUUUGGGUGUUAGAUUUUCUUGGGACCGUUUCUGUAACCUCUGCCCUUCACAAUAUAGAAAAUACUGUUUAUGCCAUUACAGUUUAAUUCCAGGUUUAAAAUCUGUUGAAGGCUGUAGAUUGAAAUCAGCUUUGUUUAUGUGAUGGCAUUUAAAAAAUAGCAUGUUUCUUUUUAAACUGAAUUUUAUACCUAAUCAAUGUCUUCAGUCUUGGAGAAGAAUUUGCAUUGUUGUGUUUGUAUAUAGUGUAUUGCAGUGCAUGAAUUAGCUUUAUGCAUUUUAUUAAAUGCUGUUUCCAUGUGGCAUUAUUGUUGUGGCUUAAUUACUACUACCUAAAUGAGGUUUAUACUAUUAAAGUGAAUUAAAGGCUAA
This is a messenger RNA of Camelus dromedarius (Arabian camel), 8299 nucleotides long. RefSeq names its product nuclear receptor subfamily 2 group C member 2 (gene NR2C2). NCBI's taxonomy places the organism in Eukaryota, Metazoa, Chordata, Mammalia, Artiodactyla, Camelidae. The record is from RefSeq and is a predicted model, not a curated record. Gene Ontology annotation, molecular function: zinc ion binding; RNA polymerase II cis-regulatory region sequence-specific DNA binding; nuclear receptor activity. The coding region runs from base 912 to 2747 and encodes 611 amino acids. Gene Ontology annotation, biological process: anatomical structure development; positive regulation of embryonic development; cell differentiation. The transcript is spliced from 14 exons.